AGGAAGUAAAUGUAAAUAGAAACUUGUUGCACAAAUUGAUGAAAAUUCAGGACAGACAAAACGAAUGUGAAGCAAAAGUUGUACGCGCAGCUUAUGUUAAGCCGUUAGCAAACUAAAUGCGCAUUAAAAUGGAUUGCACAGUGCAAGGGCAAGAAAAACAACAGCAGCAGCAGCAGCAACAGCAGGAAAGUAGUGAUGAUGACGACUUGAGUACAACGGAAAGAAAAAAUUUAGAAUUUGCUCAAAAGCUGGGUUACACACAAAAGUCUAUACACACAGCGCUAACACGCCUGGGCUCCGAGGCAAAGCAAAACGAUCUACUGGCGGAGCUUAUAAAACUAACGGCAGAUGAGCCUCCACCAGCCACGACAAACAAAAGUAGCAGCAACAUAAACAAUAACAAUGCUCAGCGCCUACGGCACAUUGUGAUUGAUGGCAGUAAUGUGGCACUGUCGCAUGGCGUUAAUACGGUAUUCAGCUGCCGCGGCAUACGAAUCUGUGUGGACUGGUUCCGGCAGCGUGGACAUCGACAGAUCACAGCAUUUGUGCCCCAUUGGCGCAAAGAGCUGGUCAACAAUAACAUAACGGAACAGGAGGUGCUCUAUGAGCUAGAACACGAACGUGUUUUGGUCUUCACACCUUCCAGGCAUUUAGAUGGGAAGCGGAUUUCAUGUUACGAUGAUCGCUUUAUACUCAAGCUGGCAGUUGAAACUGAUGGUAUUGUGGUCUCCAAUGACAAUUAUCGCGAUUUGCUGCUAGAGAGCAAUGAGUUUCGAAAAGUUGUUCAGGAGCGUCUCUUAAUGUACUCCUUUGUGGAUGAUAUCUUUAUGCCACCGGAUGAUCCAUUGGGUCGCUCUGGCCCCUCUUUGGACAUGUUCUUGCGCUCGCCAACGCAAUUCAAGGUGACAGAUCUGCAGCAGCAGCUGUGUCCAUAUGGCAAAAAGUGCACUUAUGGUCAAAAGUGCAAAUUCCGCCAUCAAGGAGCGCCGCUGCAGAUGCAGCGUUUGCCACUUCAAGUGUCGCACAGUGCGCCGCUACAUAGCAAUGGGGCACAACAAUUGGCACGAACUAAAUCGAAUACGCUAGAGAAAAUCUCACAGCAACAACAACAGCAGCAGCAGCAGCAACUUUGUCAUUCCUUUAACAGUCAACUGGAGCUUAAUCAGCCAGAGACGGAUCAACAGCCUAACCGUCACAAGAAGCUGCAAAGACAAGCGCCGCCCACAUACCAACAGCAGCAUCAGCAUCCAAAUUUUGCCGCCAGCAAUAGCAGUUAUGUCCAUCAGUAUCUGACACGCACACCAUCGGCACCACUGACAGAUCAACAUCAGGCUGCUAAGCUAACGCUACCGGGCGCGCAUAAUUUGGCGCAUUUGUCUGCCUCCGAUUCGCGCAUUAAUGAGGAGCUGCAUACGGCUCAAGCGUCACGCGAGGAGCAGCGUCGACUGCUACGCUAUCACUUAAGCAGUCUAUUUCCACAGCAUCAGGUGCAUGCUGUGCUGCAACUCUAUCCCGAUGAGACCGAUGCCAAGACAAUCUGUGCAGCUAUACUUAAUUUAUUUCCACAUAAUUAGACUAAGAAACUUAAGGCUACGCGCAACUGAUUAAUAAGAGGCGUACUUAAAUUAUAUGCAUUCA
Molecule: messenger RNA, 1638 nt
Organism: Drosophila busckii
Lineage: Eukaryota; Metazoa; Arthropoda; Insecta; Diptera; Drosophilidae
Gene: Regnase-1
Product: probable ribonuclease ZC3H12C
Exons: 1
Coding region: 117-1574 (485 amino acids)
Cellular component (GO): nucleus; cytoplasmic ribonucleoprotein granule
Molecular function (GO): mRNA binding; RNA endonuclease activity
Source: RefSeq, a predicted model, not a curated record